GUGAAUUCAAACUUUGCAUUUUUAAUUUUUUAAAUGCAAUCAGAAAAGAAAUCGCAAUUAGAUGUUCACCUGAGAAGCCAUACUGGUGAGAAACCGUUUCUAUGUGAUAUUUGCGGUAAAAAAUUUUCCCAGUCUGGAAAUUUAAUAAUUCACAAAAGAACACAUUCGGAAGAAAGACCAUUCAAAUGCUACUAUGAAGACUGUAAAUACGCUGCGAAAAGGAAACAUACUUUAAUAGAUCAUGUCAAACGAUUACAUAAACUUCCAGUUGUUUCUGAAGUUAUUAUUCCUGGAAAAAAGGCAGAAAAAGAUUACAAAUGUGAGAAAUGCGGUAAAACUUUUCGAUUUUUAUCCACUUUAAGAAUACAUCUAACGUCUCAUGAAAAAUACCGACCGUUUUCAUGUAAUAUUUGUAAGAAAACUUUCAAACAUAAAUAUCAGUUAAAUAGACACAUGAAGAAAGUACAUCCACAAGAACAAAUCGCAUAUUCUUCAAAAUUUUUACAAUCCUGUGAACAGAAUAGUCAGAAAUUACCUUCACAAUCGCAUAAUAAAAUAUCAGCUGCAGUAUCAAGUGAAACAGAUGAAAAGUCACAGAAUGGUCAACACGAACAAUUAUCUGAAAUGGCAUUUCGAUGUGAUUUGUGCAACUUCAGGACUUGGUCAAAGGAGAAAUGGUUUAUGCAUAAACAACGUCAUGCCGAUGAAAAUAAAUUCAAAAUAAUAGAAUCGGCAGAAACAUCUGAUUAACAAACUUAAAGGGCUGCGUGUAUUGUUUUAAUGACGAGAAAAGAAAAGAAAAAAACUGAAAAUAAAACUUCCCAAUUAAUUUUAAAAAAUUCAAAUAACAUUUUGAAAAUAUUCAGCACCAAAUUCGUUAAAUG
Centruroides sculpturatus (bark scorpion) is the source of this 884-nucleotide messenger RNA. RefSeq names its product zinc finger protein 567-like. The transcript is spliced from 5 exons. Gene Ontology annotation, cellular component: nucleus; chromosome. Bases 34 to 750 code for a protein of 238 amino acids. Gene Ontology annotation, molecular function: chromatin insulator sequence binding; DNA-binding transcription factor activity, RNA polymerase II-specific; sequence-specific DNA binding. NCBI's taxonomy places the organism in Eukaryota, Metazoa, Arthropoda, Arachnida, Scorpiones, Buthidae. The record is from RefSeq and is a predicted model, not a curated record. Gene Ontology annotation, biological process: regulation of transcription by RNA polymerase II.